Messenger RNA from Glycine soja, 3033 nucleotides. Its product is annotated as probable disease resistance protein At5g66900. The coding region runs from base 309 to 2816 and encodes 835 amino acids. The transcript is spliced from 5 exons. Gene Ontology annotation, molecular function: ADP binding. The record is from RefSeq and is a predicted model, not a curated record. Lineage: Eukaryota; Viridiplantae; Streptophyta; Magnoliopsida; Fabales; Fabaceae. Gene Ontology annotation, biological process: defense response to fungus.
UUAUUCAUUCAAACACGAAAAUCCUUCCAUUCCUGUUUCCUGUAAGUAGCUGGGCAAAGAGGACGAAGAUGUGUAUUUGGUUUAGCUAAAGUUAAUAGAUACUAUAAAUUAAACACAGCGAAAGACAAAAAGCAACAACGAAAAAUCGCGUUUGGCGAUCGAUAACAGCUUCCUCACACUUCAUUACAACUUCGAUUUCAUCGUUACUCGUUUUGAUUCCACACAACACAAAAGUUGCAUCCAUUGCUGUUGUGUUCGGCUUCGAUUCGAGAAAAGUUCGGAUUUUUGUCAUCUGGGCGUGGUUAGUGAUGGAAGAUCUGUUCAGUGGAGGUGCUGUGGGAGCAGUGAUGGGGGAGUUACUGAAAGGGGCUAUUGCGACCAUAAACAAAGGUCGAGACUUCAGACCCACCCUCGAGAGCAACAUAGAAACCUUAAACUCUCUGGCUCCUCAAGUGGAGGAGAUGAAGCGUUACAACAAGAUGCUGGAUCGCCCCAUAGAGGAGAUAGAGAGGUUGGAGUCUCAAAUGCGAGCUGGCGAAGAGCUUGUUCGCAAGUGCUCCAAAUUCGGUCGCUGGAGAAUGCUCUCUUUCCCGUAUUACCAGAGCAAGCUUCGGAGCAAGGACGAGGCUUUGAAGAGGCACUUUUCGGUGAACGUUUCGGCGGAGAACAAGAGGGACUUGAUGGAGAUCGUGGCCAGUGUGAGACAGAUUCUGGAUAUUCUGUCCAAGAAGGAGGGUUUUGGGCAUUCGUUCCAUUUAAGGGGUCUAAGUGGGGCCCCCCAAGAACCGGAGUGUGUGGGAAUGGAUGUGCCUAUGAGCAAGUUGAGGAUUGACUUGCUCAAGGAUGGUGUGUCCGUUCUUGUCUUGACUGGUUUGGGGGGAUCGGGGAAAAGCACGUUGGCUAAGAAGAUCUGUUGGGACCCUCAAGUCAAAGGCAAGUUUGGGGGAAACGUCUUCUUUGUCACCGUCUCAAAGACACCCAACUUGAAGAACAUUGUAGAGACACUGUUUGAACACUGUGGUUGUCCGGUGCCUAAGUUUCAAAGCGAUGAAGAUGCAAUCAAUCGAUUGGGAUUUCUGCUGAGGCUUGUUGGGAAAAAUCCAAUAUUGUUGGUCUUGGAUGAUGUUUGGCCUAGCUCAGAAGCUCUUGUUGAGAAGUUUAAACUAGACAUACCUGAUUACAAGAUUUUGGUGACUUCAAGGGUUUCAUUUCCUAGAUUUGGCACUCCAUGCCAGUUGGAUAAACUUGAUCAUGAUCAUGCGGUCGCCCUUUUCUGUCACUUUGCACAGCUGAAUGGCAAGAGCUCAUACAUGCCUGAUGAAAAUCUUGUCCACGAGAUUGUGAGAGGUUGUAAGGGUUCACCAUUGGCGCUUAAGGUCACCGCAGGGUCACUCUGUCAGCAGCCUUAUGAGGUGUGGCAAAAUAUGAAGGAUUGUUUGCAAAGUCAAUCCAUUCUGCUGGAGUCUAGUAGUUCUGAUUUGCUUUUUCGUCUUCAACAAAGUUUAGAUAUAUUGGAGGAUAAGUUCAAAAUCAACGAAAAGGUGUGCUUCGAGGAUCUGGGGCUAUUUCCUGAAGAUCAAAGGAUCCCUGUUGCUGCCCUUAUUGAUAUGUGGUCAGAACUGCAUAACCUUGACGAAAAUGGUAGGAAUGCAAUGACCAUCGUCCAUGAUCUAACCAUCAGGAAUUUGAUUAAUGUCAUAGUUACAAGGAAAGUAGCAAAGGAUGCAGACAUGUACUACAAUAACCAUUUCGUUAUGCUGCAUGAUCUCCUUAGAGAGCUAGCAAUCCGUCAAAGCGAAGAAAAACCAUUUGAACAGAGAGAAAGACUGAUUAUUGACUUAAGUGGAGAUAAUCGUCCUGAAUGGUGGGUAGGACAGAAUCAGCAAGGAAUCAUUGGCCGUACUUUUUCAUUCAUCCUCGGAACGUCGUAUAGACAGAAACAACUAAGGGUUGCUGCUCGCAUAUUAUCUAUUUCAACUGAUGAAACGUUUACUUCAGAUUGGUGUGACAUGCUACCUGAUGAAGCUGAGGUUCUAGUUUUAAAUCUUAACUCUAGCCAGUACCCAUUACCGAAGUUCACAGAAAAUAUGAGCAAACUUAAAGUUCUGAUAGUCACAAAUUAUGGUUUCCAUCGUUCAGAAUUAAACAAUUUUGAGCUACUUGGUUCUUUAUCUAACUUGAAAAGAAUCAGAUUGGAAAAGGUUUCAGUCCCUUCCCUCUGCAUAUUGAAGAAUCUGCGAAAAUUGUCCCUUCAUAUGUGUAAUACAAGGCAGGCUUUUGAAAACUGUUCUAUCCAAAUCUCAGAUGCAAUGCCAAAUCUUGUGGAGAUGAGCAUUGACUAUUGUAAUGAUCUGGUUAAAUUGCCCGAUGGGCUGAGUAACAUCACCCCAUUGAAGAAGCUUAGUAUCACUAACUGUCACAGGCUAUCUGCAUUGCCACAAGAUAUUGCGAAGCUGGAGAAUUUGGAAGUGCUAAGGCUAUGUUCUUGCUCUGAUUUGGUAGAGAUGCCAGAUUCUGUUAAAGGGCUUAACAAGCUAAGCUGUCUUGACAUCUCAGAUUGUGUAAGUCUGUCCAGAUUACCAGAUGACAUUGGUGAGUUGAAGAAGCUUGAGAAGCUCUACUUGAAGGGUUGCUCAAAACUGAGUGAAUUGCCGUACUCCGUCAUUAAUUUUGGAAAUUUAAAGCAUGAAAUAUAUGUGAUCUGUGACGAAGAAAUGGCUGCCUUGUGGGAAAGUUUCCCUACCAUUCCCAAGUUGAAGAUAGAGAUAUCUUCAAUGGAGAUUAACUUAAAUUGGCUUCCAGGAGUUCAUUCCUGAAACUUGUUUCUUGAAAUUGAUGGUGACUUAGAAUCAUGUUGAAACUGGAAAAUAAUGUUCAUGUAGUGAAUAAAGUAGGAGUUUGUAUCAGUGAAUUUGUAGAUAUAACACGUCAAUGUGGCCUGAAAGAACACUUCAUGUGUAAUUUUAGCAUGUUCAUUUUUAUAUUUGUGAUUAACUACGCAAUAUAUUCUCGUUUAUUUGAAGAAGAAAAAAA